AGCGAGCAGGCGAACAUAAACAAAAGAAGUUUUUUUUCGCAAGUGCAAGUAAUAAUUUAUUCGAAUGGAUUUUUAUUUUCCUUUAACUAACAUAUGGAGUCAUACUUACGUCCAAUUUACGUGGUUUUUAAAUGUGUAAAGUGCAUCUGCCGUUAACUCGCCUGUCUCGUAAUUACACCGUUUAGGUUUCUAACAGUCCACAGCCAUGUCGAUAUUUAGCGUACAAGGGCGGAAACACACCGCUUAUUACGACAAUCUGCUGUCAACAUCAACGUCCAGGACACCCGGCCGAGAGCGAAAGAUAGCCGGCACGACGCUGGGCAAAAGUGUGACCGCAUCAGGGGAGUCUGCAUGUGAAGACAGCAGGUCAUCAGAUAAAAGCCGUCCGGUGAACAGGACGUAUGUCGUCUCUGCCCUGUCAAAGAGUGGCAGCGGGCAGCAGACCCCUUACCGAGCCCGGCUCACCCUACAAAGACGGUCAAAGAGGAAGACCGGGGCCGAAACGGCUGAACAAACGAUGACAGACAGCAGCCAAAGCACCACAGCAGCUCCGGAGAAGAGACUGACUCUGCAGCGCAGGACCAGGACUCCCUCCAUGGACAAGAGCGGACGUGGGCAGCCUGGUGGCCUGCAGUCAACGCCCAAAGUUCUCGGUGAACCAAACGGGAGGACACCUGGUUUAUUCAGGUCAAUGAGCUUAAGAGAAACUGCGACUCAUGUGCAAACACAAGGGAGGUUUGCGCAGAACAAAACCUCCUCCUCUUCUUCAUCUUCAAGUAGAAACACAGACGAGACCCAUACCUUUAAAACGCCGACCAGAAAGACCCCGUUUGAGAGAAUCGCUGCCAAACGAGACGUGUUUGAGAGACUGGCAGGGAAAGAAGCUCCCAAGCCAGCGUUGGUCAAAUCUGCCAGUCUGGAAAGGCCCAAACCCCGAGCACAGCAAGCCGAAAACACUAAACCCUUCCCGGCUCCUCGGAUCAGCAAGACGACCUCAGGUGUGCGAAGACCUGACACGACGCUGCAGGUGAUAAAGACAAAGACCUCGAACCAAAAGGGAGACGUGACCCAGGUCAGGACAUCCGAUCCUGCUCCUCCUGAACAGAUCCUGCCCAGUACCAGUGAGGGUCUGAAGCAGCAGGACUUACUAAAAAUGGAAAACAGUGCUGUUACGGUGGCUGUGCGUGUCCGCCCCUUCAGUGCCAGGGAGAAAGCUGAGAAGUCCUCACAGGUCAUCUUCAUGAAUGGCCAGGAGACUGUGGUCCAGCAUCCAGAGUCCAAACAGAGCUACUCCUUCACCUACGACUUCUCUUUCUGCUCAGUGGAUGCCAGUGACUCCAACUUUGCCUGCCAGCAGACCGUGUAUGAGACGCUGGCCAAACCUCUGCUGCUGAGGGCCUUUGAAGGAUUUAACACCUGCUUGUUUGCCUAUGGCCAGACAGGUUCUGGUAAAUCAUACACGAUGAUGGGUUUUGAGGAGGAGGUAGGGGUGAUCCCAAAAUUCUGCCAUGAGCUUUUUUCUAAACUGGCCUCAAUAAAAAGUGAAGAGGUCAAAUGUCAUGUAGAGAUGAGCUACUUUGAAGUGUACAAUGAGAAGAUCCAUGACCUGCUGGUGACCAGAGAAGAACCAAACCAGAGGACGAUGCCCCUGAGGGUGAGAGAGCAUCCGGUCCACGGGCCUUAUGUCGCUGAGCUCUCAGCGAAUGUGGUGCGCUCUUACAAUGAUGUUCAGGGCUGGCUGGAGCUCGGCAAUAAGCAGAGAGCCACAGCAGCCACAGGAAUGAAUGACAAGAGCUCCAGAUCUCACUCUGUCUUCACCUUGGUCAUGACCCAGACUAAGACUGAGCUUGUGGAAGGCGAGGAACAUGACCACAGUAUCACCAGCAGGAUCAACUUGAUCGAUCUGGCAGGCAGCGAACGCUGCCACUCUGCCCAGACCAGUGGAGACCGACUCAGGGAGGGCGCCAGCAUCAACAAAUCACUGCUGACGCUCGGAAAGGUCAUCUCUGCCUUAUCAGAACAAGCGCUGACCAAGAAGAAAGUCUUCAUACCGUACAGAGACUCUGUCCUUACAUGGCUGUUGAAGGAGAGCCUCGGCGGUAACUCUAAGACGGCCAUGAUCGCUACGCUGAGCCCGGCGGGCAGCAACGUGGAGGAGAGCCUGAGCACUCUACGCUAUGCCCAGCAAGCCCGCACAAUCAUAAAUGUGGCCAAGGUCAAUGAGGACACCAAUGCCAAGCUCAUCAGAGAGCUAAAGGCAGAGGUGGAGAAGCUGCUAGCAGCCCAGAUGAGCUCCCAGGGCGUCGAACCAGAGAGAGUGAGGCUCUUCCAGCAGGAGAUCUCCACCUUGAAGAAUAAACUCUGUCAGCAAGAGAGGGAAAUGAUUGAGGCCAAUCGGGCGUGGAGGGAGAAACUUGAGCAAGCAGAAAUUCGCAAGCGUGAAGAGACCAAAGAGUUGCAGAAAGCAGGAGUGACCUUCAAAGUGGACAACCGUCUUCCCAACCUCGUGAAUCUGAAUGAGGACCCUCAGCUGUCCGAGAUGCUUCUCUACAUGAUCAAAGAGGGUCGCACUACGGUGGGCAAGUCCAACUCCAGCCACGAUAUCCAGUUGACUGGCGCCCUCAUUGCUGACCAGCACUGUGUUAUAUCCAACAUACACGAUACUGUCAGCAUCAUUCCGAUGGAAAACGCCAAGACUUUUGUUAAUGGGAACCUCAUCUCUGAAUCCACAGUCCUACACCAUGGCGACAGGGUGAUUCUUGGAGGAGAUCACUACUUCCGCUUUAAUCACCCAGCAGAGGUGCAGUCUGGGAAGAGAGCGUCAUGCUGGACAGGCGAAGGCGACGGUCAUAAAGAUUUCGAAUUUGCUAAAAACGAGCUCCUUGCAGCUCAAAGAGCGCUGCUUGAGGCAGAAAUUGAAGAAGCCCAUCUUAAAGCAAAGCAGGAGAUGAUGCAAGGAAUCCAGAUGGCAAAAGAAGUGGCUCAGAAAGAGCUUUCUGACCAGAAGGUGCUCUAUGAAGAAAAGAUCCGAGCCUUGGAGAGAGAGCUGAAUGAGGAGAAUGAGCGGAAGCGCCAACAGGAGUUGGAGAAGCAGAGGGUUGCCAGCCAGAUGGCAGAGCUCAAAACUGCCAAGCUGGAGUUGGAGCAGGAGGUGGAUGUCCAGAGGAAACGUCUCCGUAUCCACAUGGAGACCCAGGCUAUGGAAGAGCAUCGUGUGCGCCAAGCGAGGAUUGUCGAGGCCCUGGAGGCGGAAAAGAAAAAGAUUGGCAAGGAGCUGGAGGAGAUUCAGAAGAAAAGAGCUUUAAGGGAAAACCAUACGCCCCAACAUGUCUCUCCACAGUGGGAUGCCAUGAAGUUGUCCUUGAUGAUUGAGGAAGCCAAUAAAAUCAGUGCUAAACUGAAGAAACACACAGUGUUCAGCAGACAUGAGAGCUCGGAGAAUGAGAAGUGCGGUGGUGUGCUGCAGGUGCGAGUUCAAAACACAAAGCUGGGAAUUGCCACUUUCUGGUGUCUGGAAAAGUUCCAAAAUAACAUUGCUGCCAUGAGGGAGCUCGAACGGGGGGAUUCCAGCUCUAAAGAUGACAAUGUGUUUUACGACCCCGAUGAUGAGUGGGAGCAAGAUAUAUCAGCCUCUUCUUCCUCCGCUGCCUCCUUUUCUCGACGAAGAAGCAGGAGUUUGCUGAAGAGCAGAAGGAUCUCAGGGCGUCUCUACGAGAUCCGGGUGCAUCCCAUUCAGAGCCUCUACAGUGGCUCCUCACAGUCUGCUGGGUUAAUGGGUGUGACCAAAUCCCCCUCCCUCCAUUCCAGCAUCUCAGACCCUGGGAUGCCUGGCAUCUGCAAGGAGCUAGUUGGCCAAUCACUGGCCCGUCUGCGUAGUUCUACAGGGUCGGAGGAGAGCAUGGCAGAUCGGUUAAUCUCAGAUCUAAACCUGGUCUACAUGGCUGUCCAAACUAUAUCUGACCUAUACGACAGUCUGGAUGAUGACAGCCAGGAUAGUGUGUUUGUGGGUAAUUUGGUGGCACAAACUGAGUUGGUGAAGGCCACGACAGCCAUAGAGAAUGCAGUGUUUGUUACCAUGCAGUGGUUGGCCAGUGUUAAACCCUCCUCCGGUCUGCUCUACACGAUUGCUGAGGAACUUAAAAGCCAAGUCAAGAAGAUGGGAGGGUUCUUCCAGAUGUUGAUUCAGGGUUGCGAAUCUGAGAUCACAUCGAUGGUGAAAGAAGCCCGAAGGAAAACUAGUCAGUGCCUGGAUAAAACUUUACUUGCGCUUGGACACAUGGCAGUAGUGACAGGCAUGUCAUUGAAUGUCACGGGACUGGGCGCCCAGGCUAUGGGCAAGCCUUCAGUGGUCACGUGUCUAAUGAAGGGAACUGGUAAGGGUAUCCGAUCUCUCUUGGAGGAGAGCCUCACCAUCACGAGGGAAAUGCUGAGAGAGGCUCAACUGUCCUAUCCCAGAAGCUCAGUCCUCCAGAGCCUUAAAUCAAAGACUCUUGAUUUAGCUCGUGCUCUGGAGAGCUACAUGUACUGCCAUAUUUUGGAGAGGGAAUCGGAACCACAGGAGGCAGAGGAAGGGGAGGAGGACGCUUUGGCUUUACUUUUGCAGAAACUGAGGACGACAUCAACCAAACUGUUCCAGCUGAACCAAGCCAUUAGACAGUUGCAUUCAUCUCUGUCUACAGCCUUACGAGGAAAAGACUUCAAAAGCUGCAGAGAUACGAUCUCCUCUUCUGCCAAGGCUGUUGACGAGCUGAUCACCGGCCUUUCCAAGGAUGGAAUUGGGGCCCCAACCCUGCAGCUUCCCUGUCUUCAGACCGUAAUGUCUGCACGAGAUGAGCUCCACUCGACCCUGGAGUCCUUGUCCUCUCUCUGGAACCAGCAGGAGGAGGGAGAGAGCAGAAGUUCAGCUAGUUUUGAAAAGGAUACAGAAGAAGAAAGCUCAGCCAAAGAGAGAGCUGCCACUCACAGUACUGUUAGACAUCGAGUUGUGAGCAAGAUUGUGUACGCCCUCGCUCCAGGUGUGCAGUCUAACAGCAGCCCGCACUGGGUAUAGUCUUUAUUUGUCGUAUCACAUGCUGUUUUACAGACUGGUAACAGGAAAACUGCAGUAUAGCAUCUACAAGCUGUAUUUACACAACCAUCUGCACACCAGAGCAGUAGUUCCUCUAAUUUGUCUUACUUCUAAUGUUCUGUAAAGGCAGCUGUUGUUAAAAUAUUCAAACUGAUUUCCCUAGCUUAGUAAAAAUGUUGCUUUUCAGCAGUUCACAUUUAUUUUAAUAAAAAUCAAGUGUUUUGUUAAACAUUUAAGCCACCAGAAUGUGUAUAGCAUUACAAUUAGCAGAUUAACAGCAUUAGGAGUAACUAGCUGUAAAGAUGUGCUGUGCCAGGUUUUUGCUCCUUUACUUUAUAUAUUUUUUUCAGAAGCAUUUAAUAAUUUUACUGCUGGUUUUUCUUAUUAGUUCCAACAUGCAGAUUCAAUAGUCAGCACCUUAGGUACAACAUUUUGUUAAAGGUCUUGAUUACCCACAUGUUUUCUUUCUUGCAUGAAGUCAUUUUGUUGUCAUGUUUGGAUCAAUAUUGCUUUUGUACAUUGAAUAACUCGUACUGUAAAAUUUGCACUCAGGAGAGACUUGUAUAUUUGGGGUUUCUUCUCAAUACACAUACUUUAACAGGGCAAAGUUUUUAAUCGUGUUGGUUACUUUUGUUUUUUUAUUUAGUCCUUUAUAUGACUUGGUUUAAAAAAAAAAAAAAAAAUGCUACUUGUACUUCAAAAAUAUAUGCACAUGGUUUGAUUUUGCAAAGAUCCAAACCUUUUAUCUUGAAGGAUGCUGCUCAAUAAACCAUGGAGCUGUGGUUAAGACUGCACUCAUAAUAAAAUAAGACUUUGUUGAAUUAAAAUCA
Messenger RNA from Maylandia zebra (zebra mbuna), 5898 nucleotides. Its product is annotated as kinesin-like protein KIF14. The record is from RefSeq and is a predicted model, not a curated record. Gene Ontology annotation, molecular function: ATP binding; microtubule binding; microtubule motor activity. Lineage: Eukaryota; Metazoa; Chordata; Actinopteri; Cichliformes; Cichlidae. Gene Ontology annotation, biological process: microtubule-based movement.